GCGGAUGUGACGUAGAAGGAAGCAGGCUAGAGUUAGUGGACGCUAAUGAUGGCGGCUCUGUACAUCCAUGGUUUACUGUUUCUCCAGUCUCUCCUCAGUCUGUCUAUUCUUAGGGCCGCCGGAGACCUGACAGAUGGGAACAGCGAGCACCUGAAGCGGGAGCACUCCCUCAUUAAACCUUACCAAGGUGUGGGCUCUAGUUCAAUGUCACUAUGGGAUUUCAUGGGCAAUACAAUUCUCACAAGUCAGUAUGUCCGUUUAACUCCUGAUGAAAGUAGUAAACAAGGUUCGAUCUGGAAUAGAAUACCUUGCUUUUUGAAGGACUGGGAGCUACAUGUCCAUUUCCGAAUACACGGGUCAGGAAAGAAGAACCUACAUGGAGAUGGCUUUGCUCUUUGGUAUGCAAAGGAUAGGCUAGAGCCAGGUCCUGUGUUUGGAAACCAAGAUAAAUUUCAUGGUCUGGCAGUUUUUGUGGACACUUAUCCUAACGAUGAAACAACGGAGCGCGUCUUUCCCUAUAUCUCUAUUAUGGUGAACAAUGGCUCCUUACAGUAUGAUCACACCAAAGAUGGGCGCACAGCUGAAUUGUCGGGCUGCACGGCUGAUCUCCGUAAUGCCAACCACGACACGUUUCUAGCCAUACGCUAUUCCCGUGGACGUCUUACGGUGAUGACCGAUGUUGAAGGUAAAAAUGAAUGGAAGAAUUGUGUUGACAUUUCUGGUGUUAGAUUGCCAACGGGCUACUAUUUUGGAGCAACUUCUGCAACUGGAGACUUAUCAGAUAAUCAUGAUAUAAUCUCCAUGAAGGUUUACCAGCUCAUGGUUGAACACUCGCCAGAAGAUGAAAACAUUGACUGGACUAAAAUAGAGCCCAGUGUCAGCUUGUUAAAAUCUCCAAAAGACAAUGUAGAUGAUCCAACUGGCAACUUCCGCAGUGGCCCUCUAACUGGCUGGAAAGUGUUCUUGCUACUUCUCGCUGCUCUCCUGGGUAUUGUAGUCUGCGCUGUAGUUGGAGCCGUAGUCUUUCAAAAACGUCAAGAAAGAAACAAGAGAUUCUACUAGCCAAGCAUGCUGGGAGAGCAAAUUAUGAAAUGUGAACUCUUCUUUUCCAGAACAUGGAUUGUACAUUGCAUUUUCUUAUGUGGGUUAAAA
Messenger RNA from Nanorana parkeri, 1152 nucleotides. It is a transcript of the gene LMAN2, whose product is annotated as lectin, mannose binding 2. Gene Ontology annotation, molecular function: D-mannose binding. Lineage: Eukaryota; Metazoa; Chordata; Amphibia; Anura; Dicroglossidae. Gene Ontology annotation, cellular component: COPII-coated ER to Golgi transport vesicle; endoplasmic reticulum membrane; endoplasmic reticulum-Golgi intermediate compartment. The record is from RefSeq and is a predicted model, not a curated record. The coding region runs from base 46 to 1062 and encodes 338 amino acids. The transcript is spliced from 8 exons. Gene Ontology annotation, biological process: Golgi organization; endoplasmic reticulum to Golgi vesicle-mediated transport; endoplasmic reticulum organization.